CGAGCAACAGGAAGCAUCCUCCGUCACCUCUCCUUGUUUCCUUUCCUCUGUUUCCUCUCCUUUCCUCCACUCCUUACUUUCCCCUGUCUCACCUCCUUUCCUUUAGUCUCCUCUACUUGUUGUAUUCACCUUUUACUUCUCUCUCCUCUUUACGUCUUUUCCUCUCCUCACCUUUGCUCUCCUUGUUUCCUUUCCCCUGUCACCUCACCUAGUCUAGUGUCCUUCCUCCUUGUCCCCUCUGUCUCCUCUCCCCUCCUCUCCUCCCCCCUCCCUCCGCACCUCCACCCCUAUCCUCGCGUUUCUCCAGCCGUCUUCAGGCUCUCCUCCUCGGCCACUCUCCGCUCGCCCCCCGCAGUCUGCAGCAGCUUCAUGUCGAUGAUCUUUCUGGAGAAAGCUGUCUCUAUGAAUUCCCUGAUUUAAGAGCUCGUGAGGAAAGUGAUGCAGCUUUAUUAAAGGAAGCAGGGUUAUUAUGACGUUUGAGCAGCAGGAGCAGCGACUCUCUGCAGACAUGCAGAAGGUGGAGGCUCAGGUGACUCCGGCUCACCUCCCUGCGUCACGAGGGACGACCCCGGGGUCUCCGGCUACUAGCAUCACGGCGCGCGUGGACGACCAGCUCGUCGGCUACAGAGACCUGGCGGCACUGCCAAGAGACAAAGCCAUCCUGCAGGUGGAGAGACCCGACCUGAUGACCUACCAACCACACCUCACCUUCUCCUCCCUGGACCCCCUCCCCAGAGAGUGUCUCCUUCAGUGUCUCUCUCCUUCACUCACGUCUCACUGUGUUUUCCAAUGUUUCAGAUCCAAGUCUAACCUGGGCCGUCUGAAUCCUGAAGGAGGAAGAAGAAAAGGCCAGUUCAAUAUGAGGAAGACGCAGUUCUGCGGAACAGAACGCACAUGCACACCUAGUUUGUCAGCAGGAGCCACCAGGUCUCCUUCCCGUGGAUUGACCCGGAUGCAGUCUGCAGAGUUCGCCUCGGAGAAAGGGCAGCCAGCCGCUGAGAAUGGAGAUGCUCGAAGGGAGAGGAUGGACAGAGGAAACUCUCUGCCGAGUAUCCUGGAGCAGAAGGUGUAUCAGUAUGAGGCUCUGAUGGUGACCCACAGGGGACGCUGCAGGCUGCCGCCGGGCGUCGACCGCACCAGACUGGAGAGACAUUUGGCCCCCGAAGUGUUUCAGCAGACUUUCGGGAUGCCGAUGGCCGACUUCGAUCGUCUUUCUCUCUGGAAACGAAACGACCUGAAGAAGAAGGCCCAGCUCUUCUAACGUGAUUAACAUCCGACCAAUCAGAACCCUGGAUUCCCCCUGAAGGCUGGCCCUCGUUAACCCCCGUCCAAUCCGACACUCGAGUCGUUACCUGUGCUGCACUUAUACUCACCUGUCACACACACACACCUUUGGUCUCUAACACACACAUUCUGCUGUCAUGAAGCUGGUUUCUCUAAGGGCUCGGGAUGAGCAGAUUCAAAACUGCUGAACCAAUCAGAUCGCAGGGAUAAAACUACUGACCAAUCAGAUCGCAGGGGGAAAAAAGGAAGCCAAUAGGGACAAAAAGUCACACAUUUAUAAUAAAUAAAGUGACGUUUUUAAUAAAAACAUCUACUGCCAGUCCAGAUUAUGUGGGAUGCAAUAAAGGUGAUAUUAUAUUAUUACAUAUUUAUUCUGUUCGUUUUUAAAGAGACAAACCUCUACAGGACUUCAAUACCAAAAGUUAAAAGGUUUAUUUAUUUCUUGCAAAGUUUUUUCUUAAUAAUUUCAGAUAUUUUUAAUCAAUUUUCCUCCUAAAUUUGCAUAAUUCUCCCUUAGAUUUUGCACAGUUUUUUUCCUGUAAUUUAACCACAAUUUAAGUUAUUUCUCGUAAUCAAACCACUUUAAUCUAAUAUUGGGGUUCUUUCUCUUGAUUUUGCAGGUUCAACCCUAACCCAUCAAACUCAGACACUUCCUCAGUUUUUCUCGUAAAUGCAAAUUGAUCACUGAGAAAAUCAUUGUUUUAUUACGUCUUAAAUUUGCAUAUUUCCCAGAAUUUUACCACUUUUAUCAGAAAGUUUGAGUUUUAUCUCGCAUUUUUUGCAAGUAUAUAUUUUUAUAGACAUAGGGAGUUUUUUCCUGUAGAUUUAACACCUGAGGCGCUUUCACACCGGAGUACUUCUCCCAGGAAUAGUUCCGAUAGUUCUUGGGAUUUUGCGUUCACACCAACAAGAUCUGGAGCUAGAACUUAGUUAGAACCUUUUCACCCCAGAGUCCCUGCUAGAGAGGAAAUGGUUCGUGGGUGUCGGCAAAACUAACAAUUUCUGAUUGGCUGGGCGAAUUGCAAACCACACCCCGUAAAACUACGAAAAGUUUGGUGAAGCCGCCAUUUUAUUUGCUUGCAUUAGCAUUAUUGGCAUUAGCCCAGCUCACCAACGGAGAGAGACUAAUUUAUGGCAACACAAAAUAAAACGUGGGAGCGGUGGAGACGAGAAGGGUCGGCACUUCUGGCGGCAGUAUACGCAGAAGAAGAAGAAGUGACGUCAGCGGCUUCAUUUGAGUAAUCCUCCCUCGGGAACUUAUUCCGGUGUGAACGCGAUGUGCUAGGACAGUUCCAGGACUAUUCCUGUGGAAAGUACUUGGUGUGAAAGCGCCUCUUAUUCUCAGAGAAUAUUUCUUGUAUAUUUUAUAAAUCUCCCGGUAAAUGUGCUUGUGUUUUUCCUAAAGAGUUUUUCUUGUAAAUCAACCAAUUUAAUCUCAGAACAUUUUUGAUUUUUUUCCCAUAAAUCUGCAAUUAUUUCCCCAAAAAUAAACCAAAUCAUUCUCAGAUGUUUGAUAUGAUUUCCGUAGUUCUCCUCACUAAUAGAUGCCUUUAACCCCGGAGAAUAUCUGGUGAAUAAAUCUUAAAAACCAGCUUCAUGACUCUGAGCUGCUUCUGUCACGUACUAAUCAUGUAACAGAUUGUAAUAUUUAUCAUAACGUGGAGCUUUGUAUUUAUUUGAGGAUUGUAAUGUUUACUGUGAAACAUUUCAUUUUGAAAAUAUGUUUUGUUGUACAGUUUUUUUUAAUGACUUCACCGAAACACGUACCUUGCUUGUAAAGGAGCUACUAAUCCAAAUGAUAGCAUCUUCAUCGUUAGCAUCGUCUUCAUCGUUAGCGUCCGUUGGGAAACGCCUCCACGCCAUCCUCCAUGUUUCUGUUGUUCGAUGUAAAGCAGGCAAAUAAAUCUCAGAAAUAUAAA
Messenger RNA from Notothenia coriiceps (black rockcod), 3203 nucleotides. RefSeq names its product dematin-like. The transcript is spliced from 12 exons. Bases 470 to 1261 code for a protein of 263 amino acids. Lineage: Eukaryota; Metazoa; Chordata; Actinopteri; Perciformes; Nototheniidae. Gene Ontology annotation, cellular component: actin cytoskeleton; plasma membrane. Gene Ontology annotation, molecular function: actin filament binding. The record is from RefSeq and is a predicted model, not a curated record. Gene Ontology annotation, biological process: lamellipodium assembly; actin filament bundle assembly; cytoskeleton organization.